AGCAGAGCUGCAGUGGAGACAAGUCUCUGUGUUUCUCUCUACACAAACAUUCAACUGAAUCCAGCAGGUUUUCAUCAACAACAAACUCUGGUGAGUUCACCGACCUACAGAGACAACAGGAAACUGAAGAUUCCGUCAUAAGAGUGUCGAUAUGUCUGCUGCCAGCUGUCUGCUGACUGAAGAUCAGUUUCUGUGCUCCAUCUGUCUGGAUGUGUUCACUGAUCCAGUCGCCAUACCAUGUGGACACAACUUCUGUAAAACCUGCAUCACUGAACACUGGGAUAUUAAUGUCCAGUGUCAGUGUCCAAACUGUAAAGAGGUUUUUGAUCCAAGACCUCAACUUCGAGUCAACACUUUCAUCUCUGAGAUGGCUGCUCAGUUCAGACAGUCAGCUCAACAGAAAGCCAGCAGCAGCAGCUCAGAGCAGCAAGUUUCCAAACCAGGAGAAGUUCCCUGUGACGUCUGCACUGGAACCAAACUGAAGGCCCUGAAGUCCUGCCUGGUUUGUUUGUUCUCGUACUGUGAGACUCACCUGGAGCCUCAUCUGACAAUGUCACGCCUGAAGAAACAUCAGCUGAUCGACCCUGUGGAGAACCUGGAAGGCAGGAUGUGUCUGAAGCACGAUAAACUGCUGGAGCUGUUCUGUAAGACCGACCAGAUGUGUAUCUGCAUGCUCUGCCCCUAUUCAGACCACAAGACACAUGAUGUUGUUCCUCUGAGAGAAGGAUAUGAAGGAAAGAAGGCUGAGCUUGAGGCUGAAAUUCAGCAGAUGAUCCAGAAGACACAACUGAAGAUUAAGGAGAUCAAACACUCAGUGGAGCUCAGUGAGGAAGAUGCAGACAGAGAGAUAGCAGAUGGUGUUCAGGUCUUCACCGCUCUGAAGGAGUCUGUUGAGAGAAGCCAGGCCGAGUUCAUCGACAUGAUCAAAGAGAAGCAGAGAAAGACAGAGAAACAGGCUGAAGGCUUCAUCAAAGAGCUGGAACAGGAAAUCUCUGAGCUGAAGAAGAGGAGCACUGAGGUGGAGCAGCUCUCACGUUCUGAAGACCACCUCCACCUCCUCCAAAGCUUCAUGUCCCUGAACGCUGCUCCACCCACCAAGGACUGGACAGAGGUCAGCGUCCGUCCACCUUCAUAUGAGGAGACUAUGAAAAGAGCUGUGACUGAACUGGAGGAGACGAUAAGUAAACAGACGGAGAAGCUGUUGGCUAAGGCCAAGCUGAAGCGGAUCCAGCAGUAUGCAGUGGAUGUGACACUCGAUCCUGAUACAGCACAUCCCAACCUCAUCCUGUUUCGUGAUGGAAAACAAGUCAGACUUGGUUAUGUAAAGAAGAAUCUCCCAGACAAACCAGAGAGAUUUGAUACUUGUCCUAAUGUCUUAGCAAAGCAGAGCUGCUCAUCAGGAAGAUUUUAUUAUGAGGUGCAGGUUAAAAGGAAAACUAAGUGGCAUUUAGGAGUGGCCAGAGAGUCGAUAAACAGGAAAGGAUCAAUCACAGCAAACCCUGAGAAUGGUUUCUGGACAAUAUCUUUGAGGACUGACAACAGGUACUAUGCUCGUGCUGGCCCUGAUAUCCGUCUGUCUCUGGAGUCUCAGCCUGAGAAGGUGGGGGUGUUUGUGGAUUAUGAAGAGGGUCUGGUCUCCUUUUAUGAUGUUGAUGCUGCAGCUCUUAUCUACUCCUUUACUGGCUGCUCCUUCACUGAGAAACUCUACCCAUUCUUCUGUCCCCGUCUUAAUGAUGGUAAAAACUCUGCCCCUCUGAUCAUCUCUCCUGUCAAUCAUGAGUAAAACGACCACUUGAUUUUCUAUAGACUGAGAAACACUUAAAUCCCCCCUCCAGCCAGUGUUACUUCUUGUUGUUGCUGUGUUAACCUUCUUUUGUAAACAGAGAAUGGGGGUCUGUUCAAUAGUCAGAUGUAACAUUAAUCCAUUUCCAUAACAACAAGACUGCAGCUACAGUCGAUUGGAAAACAGCAAUAUGGCACUUAGGUUGAUGAGUUUCCUGUUUAUCAGACCACAGAUUAGAUAACUGGCACAACAUGGCGACUGUCUCUCUCACUCGCUGUCUUCUUCUUUGUUGGUUGUUGUUGUGAUGAAGCGCCGUGUGGCUGCUGCCAGACGGGAGAGCCGCACAUCUGCGUGUAGACCACAGUCCACCGCAGGAAGGAUGGACAUGUUGGGGAGGUCCAUUGUUUGAAAUGGAUUUGUGGGACAUUUUGGAGGUGUACUGUACACCAGCAUCAGCUGCUCUUGACUCAGCUCAGCACCGACACCGCCCCAGGCAGCACUGCGAUUCAUAUAAUAUUCUUAUUAUUCUAAUGGGACUUUUAACUAAAAGUUGUGUGCUUCACAGCGAUCUGACCUGUUAAGCUCCACUGAGCAGUUCGGUUCAGUUCAGUUCAGUAGUUUCCGUUUCCACAGUGUAAAGUUGUGGAUGGUCCCAACAGAAGCGUUCCUUAGCGUCCCCAUGUUUGGUCCCCCCUCUGUUGGGGUACCUAGCACACAGAUCUGGUACUAAAAGGUGGAGCUGUGAACACUGCAGUCUGAUUGGUCAGUAGAGGACGCUCACUCUGCUCAGGGCUGAGUUGUGUCUGGUUUUGAGGCUCAUGUAACCACUGUUCAUACUGUGGAGAGUUUUAUUAGUAAACUGUAACUAUAAAAUGAAAGGAUGUUUUGCUGCCUCUCACAGCAGCUGGAGUCUGAGAAAUAAUAACUUCAUUCACUGGGCCGACUGCCGGCAACUUUUAAGGUGGAACGUUAACUUGUAAUGUUACUCAAUGCAUGAGUUGAUGACGUGAAUCCAUCAGCACACCUUAAAUUUCACUGUGACAACUUUGACCAUCACUUUAGUUUUUAUAUGACACACACUUUUAGUAAUGAGUGGAUCUUCAAGAGUUUAUAUAUAUUAAUUUCGGCUGGAUUAUGUGAACAACAUAUAUUCUAAUCCUCACUCAGAGAAAGAUAAGCGUUGCAGAGCAACUAUAACUACGGCUGUGAUGCUACAGUUAUGGUUAAUACAAGAUAAGUUGACGAGUUAGCUCACAACGAUGUUUAUAACAGUGCAUUUACAAAGGCUCCGACAGUGACUGUCGGAGCCUCUUGACUUGAGGUUGGCAGCGGAUUGUGCGGAUUGCAGCUUCUAUUGUAGUCAUAUGUCAUUUUCCCGUUUUAGCAACAACCUUCUAUUUUUAACUUUGGCACAGUAUUAUUUGUCAAAAAAUAUUUGACGAACAGUGUCGCUAAUCAACAUUGUCAGGACAUGACUCAGAAAAAUAUGACUCAGAACAGAAUUUCUCUUUAAUACAGUUGAGACUUUUGGAAUAUGUUCAUAUGAUUGUUUGUUUUUGUGAAAGAUCUUUGGUGAGUUUUCUGCACAUUCCUAAAUCCAUUAAACAAGACUUGAGAUAACAUGACACACUAACAAGAUGCUUUGGUGGCUUUUUAUGUCUCUGUGCUGGUGACAGCUGUCAGAGGCAUUAUGUUUUAAGGUUUUGUCAAGGUCACUGUGACCUCACAAAAUAUGUUUUUGCCAUAACUGAAGAAUUCAUACACUAAUUACGAAAAAACUUGACACAAAUGUCUAACAGGAUAAAACAAUGAAGGUCAAAAGGUCAAAGGUCAGCAUGACUGUGACAUCAUCAUGUUUUAACGUCAUAUCUCAGGAACAGAAGGGGAGACAUUUGGUCAGAUACUGAAUUGGUGACUCUAAUCUUGAAACUGUGCUGAUUGUAUAGAUCUUCUGUGUGUGAAGCAUCCAUGUUUUCACUGACAUGGAUUUAAACUGUCAGAGAGACGUGACCAGUGUGUGGAGGCGUACAGUCGUGGGGCGGUAAUUCUAGUUGUUUCCUGUGUCCAAGUGUUUUUUGUGCGUUUUCAGUCUGUUCAUCAAAACAACCUUUCUCGUGCUCUGAUACUUAAAAAGACACUAUUUUUCUCUUUUCAAUAUAAAGCAAAUGAAAUGUUGUAAAAUAAGAUAUGAAUAAUUAAGACAAAUGAACAGAUGAGUUACGGUUUGAAAUUUGGACACUUUUAGUUCAGUUGUCAUUGAGUAUAUCUAUGUGAACAUUAAAAUAUCCUCAUUUUGAUCUUAUUUAGGAUAUCAUGUUUCCAUGGAACAUUAGAGACCUGAUCUUCCAGCUCCUACACAUGAUCAGGAAACUUGGAUCAAUAAAAAAACACAUCCUUCACCUUUAUAUAAUAUUUGAAAAAUAUUUGCUGCACGCAUUUGUUUCCAGUUGAUAUAUUUUAUACAACAAUUUCAAUAUGAUAUUUGCAAAAAGUUGCCAAUAUUCAUUUGGCUAAUGUUAAGCUUUGAUCACUGAUGUAUAAAAAUUGUUGGAUUGUGGUGCAGUUAUUGAGGGAAAAUGUCUGAAUGAGAAAGUAAUCACACUUUUUAAAUCAAUAAACAACAUAAAAA
This is a messenger RNA of Epinephelus fuscoguttatus (brown-marbled grouper), 4412 nucleotides long. RefSeq names its product E3 ubiquitin-protein ligase TRIM21-like. NCBI's taxonomy places the organism in Eukaryota, Metazoa, Chordata, Actinopteri, Perciformes, Serranidae. Bases 152 to 1783 code for a protein of 543 amino acids. The transcript has 2 exons. Gene Ontology annotation, molecular function: protein binding; zinc ion binding. The record is from RefSeq and is a predicted model, not a curated record.